Callithrix jacchus (white-tufted-ear marmoset) is the source of this 2569-nucleotide messenger RNA. RefSeq names its product NAD synthetase 1 (gene NADSYN1). Gene Ontology annotation, cellular component: cytoplasm. Gene Ontology annotation, biological process: NAD+ biosynthetic process. NCBI's taxonomy places the organism in Eukaryota, Metazoa, Chordata, Mammalia, Primates, Cebidae. Gene Ontology annotation, molecular function: glutaminase activity; NAD+ synthase (glutamine-hydrolyzing) activity; ATP binding. The record is from RefSeq and is a predicted model, not a curated record.
GGGGCCAUCCUCGGAGGGGCGGGGCGAGGACUGGCAACCCGGAAGGUCCCUUAUCUCUCCGGGACCCGGGUCCUGCCAUCGCCCGCUGGCCUCCCGCCCGGGCAGUUGCAGCCAGGAUGGGCCGGAAGGUGACCGUGGCCACCUGCGCACUCAACCAGUGGGCCCUGGACUUCGAGGGCAAUUUGCAAAGGAUUUUGAAGAGUAUCGAAAUUGCCAAAAACAGAGGAGCAAGAUACAGACUUGGACCAGAGCUGGAAAUAUGCGGCUACGGAUGCUGGGAUCAUUACUAUGAGUCGGACACACUCCUGCACUCGUUUCAAGUCCUCGCUGCCCUUCUGGAGUCUCCUGUCACUCAGGACAUCAUCUGCGACGUCGGGAUGCCUGUGGUGCACCGAAACGUCCGCUACAACUGCAGGGUGAUAUUCCUCAGCAGUGGCACAUGCGUCUCAGGAGCCCCAUGUGCAUGGCCCCGUUCCCCUGCCUGCAGGAAGAUCCUGCUCAUCAGACCCAAGAUGGCCUUGGCCAACGAGGCCAACUACCACGAGCUGCGCUGGUUCACCCCGUGGUCGAGGAGUCGGCACACAGAGGAGUACUUUCUGCCUCGGAUGAUACGGGACCUGACGAAGCAGGAAACUGUGCCCUUCGGAGACGCGGUGCUGGCGACGUGGGACACCUGCAUUGGAAGUGAGAUCUGUGAGGAGCUCUGGACACCCCACAGCCCGCACAUCGACAUGGGCCUGGAUGGCGUGGAGAUUGUCACCAAUGCCUCCAGCAGCCACCAUGUGCUACGCAAAGCCAACACCAGGGUGGAUCUCGUGACUAUGGCCACCACCAAGAACGGUGGGAUUUACUUGCUGGCCAACCAGAAGGGCUGUGACGGGGACCGCCUCUACUACGACGGCUGCGCCAUGAUUGCCAUGAACGGGAGCAUCUUUGCUCAGGGAUCCCAGUUUUCUCUGGAUGACGUGGAAGUCCUGACGGCCACGCUGGAUCUGGAGGACGUCCGGAGCUACAGGGCAGAGAUUUCGUCUCGAAACCUGGCGCUGCUGGAGCCCUGCUUGUCUGUGGGUCCUGGGGACCUGGAGGGUUUCCGUGGAGCUGGGAGUCAUUCUGUCUUGAAUCUCCAUCGCCAGGCCAGCAGGGCAAGCCCCUACCCCCGGGUGAAGGUGGACUUCGCCCUCUCAUGCCACGAGGACUUGCUGGCACCCGUCUCUGAGCCCAUCGAGUGGAAAUACCACAGCCCCGAGGAGGAGAUAAGCCUUGGACCUGCCUGCUGGCUCUGGGACUUUUUAAGGCGAAGCCAACAGGCGGGGUUUUUGCUGCCCCUGAGUGGCGGGGUGGACAGCGCGGCCACUGCCUGCCUCGUCUACUCCAUGUGCUGCCAGGUCUGCGAAGCUGUGAGAAGCGGAAAUCAGGAAGUGCUGGCUGACGUCCGCACCAUCGUGAACCAGAGCAGUUACACCCCGCAGGAUCCCCGAGACCUCUGUGGGCGCAUACUGACCACCUGCUACAUGGCCAGCGAGAACUCCUCCCAGGAGACGUGCAGCCGGGCCAGAGAGUUGGCCCAGCAGAUUGGAAGCCACCACAUCAGUCUCAGCAUCGAUCCAGCCGUGAAGGCUGUCAUGGGCAUCUUCAGCCUGGUGACAGGGAAGAGUCCUCUGUUUGCAGCUCAUGGAGGAAGCAGCAGGGAAAACCUGGCGCUCCAGAAUGUGCAGGCUCGAAUACGGAUGGUCCUCACCUAUCUGUUUGCUCAGCUGAGCCUCUGGUCUCGGGGCGUCCAUGGCAGGCUCCUCGUGCUGGGAUCCGCCAAUGUGGAUGAGAGUCUCCUGGGCUACCUUACCAAGUAUGACUGCUCCAGUGCGGAUAUCAACCCCAUAGGCGGGAUCAGCAAGAUGGACCUGAGGGCCUUUGUCCAUUUCUGCACCGGGCGAUUCCAGCUUCCCGCCCUGCAGAGCAUCCUGUCGGCGCCGCCUACCGCGGAGCUGGAGCCCUUGGCGGAUGGACAGGUGUCCCAGACCGACGAGGAAGAUAUGGGGAUGACGUACACGGAGCUCUCGGUCUACGGGAGACUCAGGAAGGUGGCCAAGAUGGGGCCCUACAGCAUGUUCUGCAAACUCCUCGGCAUGUGGAGGCACAUGUGGACCCCGAGACAGGUCGCCGACAAAGUGAAGCGGUUUUUCUCCAAGUACUCCAUCAACAGGCACAAGAUGACCACGCUCACACCCGGGUACCACGCCGAAAACUAUAGCCCCGAUGACAAUAGGUUUGAUCUGCGACCGUUUCUGUACAACACGGGCUGGCCCUGGCAGUUCCGGUGCAUAGAAAACCAGGUGCUACAGCUCGAGAGAGCGGAGCCACAGUCCCUGGACGGUGUGGACUGACACCGGUUCCUUCCUGGAGGCCUCCUCUCCUCGGGGACCCCAGCGCCACAUCAUCAGCGUUGCUGGGACCAAGGGUAGGAGCCCUGUGGUAGGAGCCCAGAACGGCGUGGCGCAUCAGUCGAGAAAGAGGGAACUUUUCAGUCGAACUCCUCCAAAGGAGGCUGGAAUAAAGCCUAGGUUUAAAAAGA